CGACAUUUUAGACGUUUUAAACGGCUAGACGCUAUAAUAAGUUUUCAAGAUCAAAAACCAAAAUCCUAGAUUUAAGGUAGCAUAAAAACAAAAACAAAGUUUAAAGAUAAAUAGUCAUAUGGCAACUUCCAAAGGGGCAUUGCAAAGAAUUGUAAAUUUUUUAACAGGGAAAGAAUACAACAUGCAGCUUAGGUAUGCUGUUGAUCAGGUUAAAAGAACACAGAAUCCUCCUAACCUUCCACCAGGUGUUGCUCAUAAGCUUAGCAAAAAUUAUUAUGGUCUUACACGUGAUUAUCGGCGAGAUGUGGCACCUCCAAAAUCUGUAACUAAAAGCAGUAUGCAACUCAAGGCUGGGGAAACACAGCUUGUUAGGUUAAAGUUGGUAUCUCCUGGUGAAGUGUUUCCUCCUAUGUAGUUACGCUUAUAAAAUUUUUCUUGAAUGGAAUAUUAUGAUAAAUUUAA
Messenger RNA from Hydra vulgaris (swiftwater hydra), 462 nucleotides. RefSeq names its product NADH dehydrogenase [ubiquinone] 1 alpha subcomplex subunit 7. Gene Ontology annotation, biological process: ATP synthesis coupled electron transport; mitochondrial electron transport, NADH to ubiquinone. Gene Ontology annotation, cellular component: mitochondrial inner membrane. NCBI's taxonomy places the organism in Eukaryota, Metazoa, Cnidaria, Hydrozoa, Anthoathecata, Hydridae. The record is from RefSeq and is a predicted model, not a curated record.